Gongylonema pulchrum is the source of this 624-nucleotide messenger RNA. The record is from the annotation of a GenBank genome assembly. NCBI's taxonomy places the organism in Eukaryota, Metazoa, Nematoda, Chromadorea, Rhabditida, Gongylonematidae.
GAAGUUGCACGGUUGGUGCAAGAUGGAAUCAGGAGCGGCAUUGUGCAGCCACUCUCCUAUACCGCGUUUUCGAGUGAGAAAGCUGAAGAGGCAUUUCGUUUCAUGUCGGCCGGCAAACAUAUCGGAAAGGUUUUGAUGGAAAUUCGGCAAGAGGAACCGGAACGAAUGUGCAUACCAUCACCAAUCAAAGUGCGCGCUAUUUGCCGAACAUUAUGUCAUCCAAAUCAUACGUAUCUUAUAACUGGUGGCCUUGGUGGUUUUGGCUUAGAACUUGCUCAAUGGCUCAUUAACAGGGGUGCUAAAAAAUUGGUGCUGACUUCUCGGACGGGAAUCCGUACCGGUUAUCAGGCACGGUGCGUUCAUUUCUGGCGCCGAACCGGAAUAUCGGUCCUCGUUUCGACGCUCAAUAUUGCGAAGCUGUCCGAUGCUCAUGAGCUCAUGUCUCACUGCACUUCAUUAGGUCCAAUUGGCGGUGUCUUUCAUCUUGCUAUGGUGCUCCGUGACUGCCUAUUUGAAAAUCAAAAUGUACAAAAUUUCAAGGAUGCUGCCGAAGCGAAAUACUGGGGGACGUUAAAUUUAGACGCAGCAACUCGGAAGGCAUGCGGCAUAGAACUUCGAUGGUAA